AGCGGCAGGCUGGCACGGACCGGAGCGGAUCCGGGAUGAUGUGGACGCACGAGUCCGGACCAUGACAGAAAGUGGACUCCGAGCCGACGAGACCGCGCGCAGCCAACAUGAAGACACCUCUGCGCCAUGGGGUGGCUGUGCUCCUCGUGCUUCUUCUGUGUGCCAGCUUGUUCCUCGUGUACAACGGCAACUUCAGCAGCGCUUCCAGGGACACCAACGACACGCUCAUCCAGCAGCGGCCCCCUGAAGCCCCUGCUACUGUGGCCAGGCCUCACCUGCCGGCCCUCCAGGGCUACAGCGGCAUCAUCGACCACAAGCCUCUGAUGAUGCACUGCCGCACCUGCUCCCUGGUUACCAGCUCAGGUCACCUCAUCGGAGGCGGCCGGGGCGACGAGAUCGACCGGGCCGAGUGCGUCAUCCGCAUGAACGACGCGCCCACCGCCGGGGGUUACGCCAGGGACGUCGGCCGUCGCACGUCCCUGAGAGUCAUCGCUCACUCCAGCAUGCAGCGCGUCCUGCGCAGUCGCCACGAGCUGCUCAACGCCAGCCAGGACGCCGUGUUCAUCUUCUGGGGCCCCAGCAACUACAUGAGGCGCGACGGGAAGGGCCUGGUGUACAACAACCUGCGGCUGAUGAACCAGGUGCUGCCCAAGCUCAAAGUGUACAUCAUCUCCUGGCAGAAGAUGCUGCAGUUCGAUGAUCUGUUCGAGAAGGAGACGGGCAAGGACAGGAAAAUCUCAAACUCCUGGCUGAGCACAGGCUGGUUCACGAUGACCAUCGCCCUGGAGCUGUGCGACCGGAUCAACGUGUACGGCAUGGUGGCCCCCGACUUCUGCAGGGAGCCCCAGCACCAGUCCAUCCCCUACCACUACUACGAGCCACGUGGUCCUGACGAGUGCGCCAUGUACAUCUCCCACGAGCGCGGAAAGCGCGGGAGCCACCACCGCUUCAUCACGGAGAAGCGGGUAUUCGCCAACUGGGCGCGGACGUUUGAUAUCCACUUCUAUCAGCCGGACUGGAGCCCGCCGCCUCUCCCAGCCAACCGGACGCUGGAAGGGACCACCCCCGCAGCUCCCAGGAAUACGUGACUCGCGCUGAAAAAUGACAAAAACACUUUAAAGAUGAGCCUCAGAAGGACGAAGGACGGGGAGCACUGGCCUCGAGGAGCUACCAGACCUCAAAGAGAGCCUUGAUCCUGCAGCUCCGACCAGCGUUUUGUUAACGAAGGGUGGUGAACCGGCGCAGAGCUGUUUGAAAACCUUGUUGAGUGAGGUUCGUACACGAAGGCAGGAUCAUCAAACACUUUCUCGAGGCAUGCAUGCAGUGUGUUACUGUGGACCCUGCUGGUGUUUGUGCAUAUGUGAAUGUGUUCACCAGAAGGAUCAGAGAGGAUACAAACUAGAGCUCAGUUUUUCCAACAAGUCUGUGUUGGAUUAAAAAAUAAAAUCCACACAGAAUUCACCAAUAAUGCAGAAAUAUACCAUUAAAAGAACCUGAAAUCAGCUCUGGAGACAACGUAGGCAGAAUGUGUUAGAUUUGACUGAAGGUGUGAAUCAUUAAGUCAAAUGUCACAAUUUUUAAACUAUCAAGAGAUUCUGUAAACGCUUAUCUCGUGUAACAAAAGGCCCAGUCCAUUUCAAAGCAGUUAAAUAAAUUA
Molecule: messenger RNA, 1657 nt
Organism: Nematolebias whitei (Rio pearlfish)
Lineage: Eukaryota; Metazoa; Chordata; Actinopteri; Cyprinodontiformes; Rivulidae
Gene: st6galnac5a
Product: ST6 (alpha-N-acetyl-neuraminyl-2,3-beta-galactosyl-1,3)-N-acetylgalactosaminide alpha-2,6-sialyltransferase 5a
Exons: 5
Coding region: 108-1088 (326 amino acids)
Biological process (GO): ganglioside biosynthetic process; oligosaccharide metabolic process
Molecular function (GO): alpha-N-acetylgalactosaminide alpha-2,6-sialyltransferase activity
Source: RefSeq, a predicted model, not a curated record